This is a messenger RNA of Aspergillus fischeri NRRL 181, 1041 nucleotides long. Its product is annotated as Zn(II)2Cys6 transcription factor domain-containing protein. The record is from RefSeq and is a predicted model, not a curated record. The transcript has a single exon. Gene Ontology annotation, molecular function: DNA-binding transcription factor activity, RNA polymerase II-specific; RNA polymerase II cis-regulatory region sequence-specific DNA binding; zinc ion binding. Gene Ontology annotation, cellular component: nucleus. The coding region runs from base 1 to 1041 and encodes 346 amino acids. Lineage: Eukaryota; Fungi; Ascomycota; Eurotiomycetes; Eurotiales; Aspergillaceae. Gene Ontology annotation, biological process: positive regulation of transcription from RNA polymerase II promoter by galactose.
AUGGACCAGUGGCUCUUGGAACGUGCUGUUGAAGAGUACUGUACCAUGGGAGAAAAGCCUUCCAGCUCGAGUUCGCUACAGCGGAAACCUAUAACAGCGUGCGAAAUAUGUCGGCAGAAAAAGAGACGUUGUGACACUGAGACUCCUUGUGCAACUUGUCGGCGCCUCUCCCGUGCUUGUAUUCGCCCCCAAAGAAAGGGUGAGAUACACGGAAUAUUAGAACCUAGGAUUCAGCGAUUGGAAUCUCUGAUUUCGGAACUCGGCGGCAACUGGUUCGCUGGCCCGGGUCAAAAUGGUGCCGGGACAGAGCAACAAGGCUCUUCUCCGCUAUACUUGUCGACUGAUUCUGAAAUUAUGCGGCACUCCGCUGAAAUGUACCAGCCAUCUCGUUCAGUCGCGGAUAGCAUCUCUGCCACAUCAGUAUCCUUACCUGCUACGCCGUCUCCGCGCUAUAUCGCCUCCGAGGUUCCCGAUGCAUUCUCUACAAGCUUUCACCAAGUACCAGAGGCACUUUCACCAGGAUAUCCUACGUCGCCUACAACAGCUUCCUCACGUCUGACCGAUAUGCCACCACAGUAUCUUCCUCUUUCAGCAUCAUCCCUAGCCAUGGGCACAAACUGUGCCUCACCCGCAAUUCAUGAUUCUCUGCAUUCUGCUACCAGCAAGGCCCCGACCAUAACUACCUCACCCACCAGAUUCGAGGCCGAGACACUUCUGGACAUAUUUUUUGACAAGGUCGGAGGGGCUAAGUAUACCGUCAGUCGGGAAAUGUUCCAAUUAUUCCUGGAUGUUAUAUACUGUUCCUUGCCUGUUUCCUACGAUUGGAAAAUCCCCUACAUCGAUAUCAUAUCCAAAUUCCAUGUCUACAUGGCAAUGGCAAUCGGUUUACGGAUGAAAACCGAGGGUCACCCCACAGAACGCCAACUUUUGGAGAUAUGCUAUCGGCUUGCACUUGAAGCCGCUAGAGCACCAGAUUUCUGGUCACUGCCUCUCUCGGCAGAGGCGGCAAUGCUCUUCAUGUUGUUUGCCCAAGUCAGCUAA